Peromyscus eremicus (cactus mouse) is the source of this 820-nucleotide messenger RNA. RefSeq names its product sclerostin (gene Sost). The transcript has 2 exons. NCBI's taxonomy places the organism in Eukaryota, Metazoa, Chordata, Mammalia, Rodentia, Cricetidae. The record is from RefSeq and is a predicted model, not a curated record. Gene Ontology annotation, biological process: ossification; negative regulation of BMP signaling pathway; negative regulation of Wnt signaling pathway. Gene Ontology annotation, molecular function: BMP binding. The coding region runs from base 92 to 733 and encodes 213 amino acids.
GCUGGCAUGAGGCAGAGGGGGCUUUAAAAAGGCCACUGUAUCUAGGCUGGGGACUGGAGCCUGUGCUAGGGACUGCCCUCCAUCUGGCACCAUGCAGCUCUCCCUAGCCCCGUGUCUUGUCUGUCUGCUUGUUCAUGCAGCCUUCCGUGCUGUGGAGGGCCAGGGGUGGCAAGCCUUCAAGAAUGAUGCCACAGAAAUCAUCCCUGGGCUCAGAGAGUACCCUGAGCCUCCCCAGGAGCUGGAGAACAACCAGACCAUGAACCGGGCAGAGAACGGAGGAAGACCUCCCCACCAUCCCUAUGACACCAAAGACGUGUCGGAAUACAGCUGCCGCGAGCUGCACUACACCCGCUUCGUGACCGACGGGCCGUGUCGCAGCGCCAAGCCGGUCACCGAGCUGGUGUGCUCGGGCCAGUGUGGCCCCGCGCGCCUGCUGCCCAACGCCAUCGGCCGCGGGAAGUGGUGGCGCCCGAACGGACCCGACUUCCGCUGCAUCCCGGACCGCUACCGCGCUCAGCGGGUGCAGCUGCUGUGCCCCGGUGGCGCGGCGCCGCGCGCGCGCAAGGUGCGUCUGGUGGCCUCCUGCAAAUGCAAGCGCCUCACACGCUUCCACAACCAGUCGGAGCUCAAGGACUUCAGGCCCGAGACCGCGCGACCGCAAAAGGGUCGCAAGCCACGGCCCCGCGCCCGGGGCGCCAAAGCCAAUCAGGCGGAGCUGGAGAACGCCUACUAGAGCGCUCCCGCGCCCACGCAGCCCCCGAGCGAUCCGACUCGUUUUCAUUGUAAAGCCUGCAGCCCAAACCAGGGGCACCAAACCUUC